Molecule: messenger RNA, 2621 nt
Organism: Plasmodium coatneyi
Lineage: Eukaryota; Apicomplexa; Aconoidasida; Haemosporida; Plasmodiidae
Product: Kinesin-like protein
Exons: 9
Coding region: 303-2621 (772 amino acids)
Biological process (GO): microtubule-based movement
Cellular component (GO): microtubule; kinesin complex
Molecular function (GO): ATP binding; microtubule motor activity; microtubule binding
Source: RefSeq, a predicted model, not a curated record
AAAGCAAAUGGACUUUCCAAAAAGUCCGUGUAUAUAAUCCUACUUUUCAUUGUGUGGCAAAUUUAUGAGCCAAUUGUUGAUGAACUAGCGCGUUAGGGGCAUCCGCACGGAUGGUGCACUUUCGGGGGAUACACCUUUGUCCACACAUAAGUACAUCCGCCUUAUUAAGUAAAUGCACAUGUUUCGUCGCAUGCGUGCAGGUUACUUAGGGCCUCCCGCAUAUCGGUUAUUACCGUCCGGUCUAUGGCGCCACCCUAAAUGAACACCCCAAAAAUAUCACACAGACAUAUGCACGCCUAAACAUGAACGACCACAUCAAAGUCUUUCUGCGUAUUAAACCUAACGUGGAAAAUCUGUCCAAGUUAAAAACCGAAGACUGUGCCAUAUACAAAGUUAACAAUAACCAGUUGCACUUGUUUGAAAAAAAAAAAAGUUACAAUGAUACCAGUGAGCUAAAAACGAGGACGUUCAACUUCAAUCACAUUUUCGAUGUAGACGUUCAGCAGAGUCAUGUAUUUGAGCUGAUCGGGAAGAAUCUCAUAAACAACUUCAUCAACGGGUAUAACAGCUCCAUCCUGGCAUAUGGAAACACAAACAGUGGGAAGACGUACACCCUCUAUGGGGACGGGACUGACUCAGAGAACAGGCAACACCACGGGCUCAUUUACUUAUCCCUCAGCUACUUUUUCCACUUGCAAAAAAGCACUGAAAUUUCAGUGUCCAUCGUAGAGAUAUACCUCGAAAAAAUCAGGGACUUGGGAAAGAUAUUCCAACUGUCGCAGUUGCCCACGACCACCGAUGACACCAUCAAGUAUUACUCACAGUUUCGUGAUAACCUAAUUAGAGAAGAUGAAAAGGGGAAUACGUACGUAGAAAACAUCACUCUGCUGCCCAUAAAGAACGUUGACGAUGUGAAGAACAUUAUAAACCUAUGCUUCAAGUACAGGAAAACGCACGCCACCAGAAAAAAUUUGGUAUCCUCCAGAUCUCAUUGUCUACUAACAGUUUACCAGCACCGACUCGCCAAAGAAAAGGAAUUCAUUUCGCAGAUAAACUACAUCGAUUUGGCUGGAUCAGAAAAAUUUAACGACAUAGAGAUGAUUAACAAGAAGGAACUCAUAAACAUCAACAACACCUUGUCCGUCCUGAACCGAGUGAUAAUUGCGCUAAGCACCCAAAAUAAAAUCGGGAAAAAUCCCGACAAAGCCAAAACAACGGAUGAAUUAAAAAGUGAAGCCUGCAGUGUUCCUACUGUGCACAUUCCGUAUAGGGACUCCAAGUUGACGAGAUUACUGAAAAACAGCCUCAACGGGAACUCCUUCACAUAUAUCCUGAUAUGCCUAAACCUGAACAGCCACAAAAUAGAAGACUUUAUAAACAGCUUAAUAUUCGCAAAGAGGUGCAAAAUGAUUAAACAGAAAAUAAAAAAAAAUAAAGUAGCCAAAUAUUCAUCCCAGUCGGACAGCUCAGGAAGUAACUCCCCUUCCGACGAAAACUCCUACGAAAGUUUCGAUUCAAAAGGUGAAAAUUAUCAUUUCUUAGCUCAACAAAAUAAAGAAAGUGACCUCCACCAUUUGGACACACUUGCUUACAACAAAAGAAGGAACAAAAACAGAGCACCAAAUAACAGAAGUGACGCAAUGAUUAACAAACUGCUAGUCCUGUUCACUCACAUCAUUAAAAAGAAAUACAAUGACUUAGUUAAACAGAAAAAUUCUGUAGCAAACAAUUUAAUUAAAAUUAUAAAGUUUGAGGAAAACAACCAGGAAGAGUUGCUCAGAAAUAAAAAUUAUUUCAAAAAAAUUUUGAAAAAAAAAAAAAAAGAAUUACUCAUAAACAAGGAGCAUUUAAAUCGUCUUAUUCAUGCAAAGGGAGUUAAAGCGAUAAACCUGAGAAAGUAUUUUCAGGGUGAAGUUCGUGCACACAAACAUGUGGUACCGGAUAUAAAAGGUCAGCUCAGUUUAAAUCUUCCCGAUGGGUUACAUUCCAUGGACAUUCAGGGCGGGGAGGAAUAUACUUCCAUCUCUCUCCAAAAGGAAAAACAAAAUUUUGUGAACCAAGGGGGGAGUACCACCCCCGUUUUGCAUGGUGACGUGCGACAAAGUGGUCCAAAAGAUAUUAGUCCAAAUGAAGACAUGGCUACACUCGACAUGGAUACGCCCCCCGUACCCUUUGCCGCGUCAACUGCUUCCAUUGCUUCACCCCCCGAUGAUGACCCAACCAACGGCACAAAUGACAUAAAACGAACACACGCAGACAUCGAUGAGCUAUUCCAAAUGGAGUUAAAUAAAUUGAGUGAAAAAAUAAAAAUGCUAAUCCAAUUAAAUUUUCAGAACAUCUCCCUAUUUACAAACAUUAACACGUUAGCAACUAUUCUUCAAAAUGUGUACCAGAAAAAAUACAGCGUCGUGCUGAGGAACGGGAAAAAAACGCUCAACAUUACAAAUUACAAUUAUGAUGAAUUUAAAAAAUCGUGCGAGUUUUCCUCCCCACCAGAGUUAGAGUUGGGUGAUCAGACGGGUGAGGACGAUGCGCGUUUAAAAGGGCUCGAUCUGGACAUAGUUUCCCUGUAUCGAAAGAUAAACGGAAAAAAAGUUACACACGGGCAGGUAGACAGCUAG